GUGAAACGGCGAUUCGAUUGUAUCGAAGGUAUCUUAAGUUUAUAAAUUAUGGUGGGUUCGACGAUAUGAACGUUACGGACAUAGUUUUGCCAAUUAUUCAUCGAAUUAUGGCAAAAACUUUCAAAACUGACUAUCGGUUUGUGGCGAUAUUGGAACCAGACCGUGUCGAAGAAUAUAUCGAUUUGUUAUUAUCACUUAAUCGAUACGAUGAAGCUGCCAAACGACUUGCUCAGGUUGUUAAUAACGAUCGGUUCCAAUCAAUGUCCGGCAAAUCCAACUAUCAAUUAUGGAUGGAACUUUGCGAUUUGGUUUGUGAAAAUCCACAUGAAAUCAAAAGCUUAAAAGUCGAGUCUAUUAUACGAAGUGGAAUUCGUAGGUUUACAGAUCAGGUUGGAAGAUUGUGGAAUUCUUUGGCGAAUUAUUGGAUCAAAUUAGGCUAUUUUGAAAAGGUCUGUAACUUGGACGUAUUUGAAGAAGGUAUUAAUACUGUAAUGACUGUAAGAGAUUUUACGCAAAUCUUUGAUACUUAUGCAAAAGCUGAAGAGACUGUCAUUGAAAAAAAGAUGGAGGAAACAGCAGAGAGGGCAGAAAAUGGAAUAGAUGAUCCGCAAGCAGAUUUAGAGUUAGAUUUAAGGCUGAUGCGAUUCGAGCAAUUGAUGGAUCGUAGACCUUUUCUGGUUAAUGACGUCUUGUUGAGACAAAAUCCAAAUAACGUUCAUGAAUGGGAAAAAAGAGUGGCGUUGUGGAAAGACAAUCAUACUAAGGUUGUUGAAACGUAUACAAAGGCAAUGAGAACCAUUGACCCAAAGAAAGCCACGGGAAAAUUCCAUGGGUUAUGGGUAAACUUUGCUAAAUUUUACGAGCAAGGUGGUGACAUCGAGAAUGCUCGAACGAUCUUUGAGAAGGCUAUACAUGUUGAUUUUAAGAAUGUUAACGACUUGGCUACAUUAUGGUGCGAAUAUGCUGAGAUGGAACUACGAUUUGAAAAUUACGAUAAAGCCAUAGAUGUUAUGGGCCGUGCUACUGUUCCCCCUCGUAAUCCAAAUGUAGAUUUUCGUGAUGAGAGUUUACCUGUCCAGCUACGCGUUUUUAAAUCAAUAAAAUUAUGGUCAUUCUAUGUUGAUCUUGAAGAAAGUAUCGGCACGGUAGAGUCUACUAGAGCGGUAUACGACAGAAUAUUGGAAUUGAAAAUCGCUAAUCCUCAAAUAAUAAUUAACUAUGCGAGUUUUUUAGAGGAAAAUCAAUAUUUUGAAGAGAGUUUUAAG
Messenger RNA from Funneliformis caledonium, 1265 nucleotides. NCBI's taxonomy places the organism in Eukaryota, Fungi, Glomeromycota, Glomeromycetes, Glomerales, Glomeraceae. The record is from the annotation of a GenBank genome assembly.